AUGUGGGACCUCUGGGACCCGUGCGACUUCAAGAGGUGCGAGCGGCUCUGCUGCCCGGGGCUCGCGAAGCAGGCAAGAGUACCGGAAGGAGUAGUGUGGAUGUUUGGCUGCAUCCCGCUGCGCACCUGCGUGUUCCUCAACUGCCUGGGCACGGUGAUGGUGUCGGUGUCGCUCUUCAUCGGGGAGAAGCUCUUCCACACGGACUUCCGCACCUUCUCCGGCGGCUACGCGUUGCAGAGCCACGUGAUCAUCGGGCUGAUAGAGGUCGUCGGCAUCUUCGCCGGCCUGCUGGGCCUCAUCGGCACGGUGACCCUCGAGCAUCACUACAUCAAGUUUUUUCAGAUGUACCAGAUCGUGCGCUUGGCCUCCGUCGUCCUGAUGUACGUCACCGACGUGCCGCUGCUGGUGCACUGCGAGCUGUUCCGGACGGACCUCCCCAAGGCAAUCGAGGAAUACGGCUGGAACUCAGUAAUGUUCGAUUUGGCCCUCGACAACCACUGCAGCCAGGAGAGGACGGCCUUCGUCAUCGCGUCGACGGCCUACCUGCUCACCUUCGUGUAUCUGAC
Prorocentrum cordatum is the source of this 566-nucleotide messenger RNA. Lineage: Eukaryota; Dinophyceae; Prorocentrales; Prorocentraceae. The record is from the annotation of a GenBank genome assembly.